Molecule: messenger RNA, 1293 nt
Organism: Cylicocyclus nassatus
Lineage: Eukaryota; Metazoa; Nematoda; Chromadorea; Rhabditida; Strongylidae
Source: the annotation of a GenBank genome assembly
UAAAAUAAAUUUAGUUUUUCCCAUGUCAUGAAUGGUUUGCAUCCACCAAAUUGUGAGCAUAAGCCAUUAUAUGAUUCUCUGGAAAGGCUUCGAGACGUAGGUAUUAUAGAUGCUGUUAAUUUUACUGGAUGUCUACCACAAUGUGGUAUAUGCGAUCAUCCAUUAAGCGAUAAUAACUAUAUAAUGUACAAUAUUAUUGUAAGUGGUAUCAUACUGCCAAUUAUCGGUACGCUCGGACUAAUUGGAAAUGGACUGUCGGCCUUUGUCUACAGUCGCAGAGAAAUGCGGACGUCCACAAAUCUUUAUUUGUGCGCGUUGGGCUGUUCAGAUAGCGCCGUCAUCUUAACGGGAAUAUUUCUAUUUUUUCUUGAUAGUGUGAGAAAAUUUUCACUAAACUUAACGCGAUUAUUUGGUUUGUUUUCGCCUAUUGUAUUUCCUAUGGGUAUGACGGCACAAACGUGUUCAGUAUACUUCACUAUUUUUGCUGGAGCCGAUUGUUUUGCUCAGGUUUGCCUUCCCGACAAAGUAAAGAGGACGAUGGCAGAGACGAAAUUCAUACGAAGUAGCAUAAUAUUUGUGUUCAUAUUCUCUGUUCUAUACAAUAUCCCACACUGCUUCGAAGCCGUUGUAAUCGACUGUUAUCAUGAAGCUCUUGGCGGAUCAUCGUGGGAAGUUUGCCCAGAAACUAUAAGAUAUAAUGAUAUGUACGAGAAUAUUUACUACAAAUAUAUGUAUGCUAUAUUUUUAGCAGUUGGUCCACUUAUAAUACUCGUUAUACUAAAUACUUUCAUUAUUGGAGCUUCAAUAUUUGGUGCAGGUGGAACAAGUGCCGGUGAUACUAUAUCUCUGAUACUUGUCGUCCUUUUGUUCAUAGCGUGUAAUGUGGCUGCCCUACUGUUGAACACAUUUGAAGCAAAGAUUGUGGCAGCGAUAGGUCCAUAUAUAAAUUAUAUUGUCGACUUAUCAAAUCUGCUCGUCGUCUUCAAUUCAAGUUUCAACUUCGUCAUUUACGUCACAUUUUCGCGGAGCUUUCGAGAUACUCUACGAAAAUAUCUCUAUGGUCACGAUCGAAAGGCAGAUUGUGACGGUGCAGCUGCGGUUCCAGAAAAAUCCUCUCGCUCAAUAAUAUGUCGAGAAACAUUGGGACGUCUACUUGCGACCACUCAACCUGAGGUUCUGACAAGCGUACUUCAUCGUGAAGAUUCGCUACAAUCCUGAUAAUCAGGUGAUCAGUAAAGUGUGAUAAUAAUAUUGCUUUGCAAUGAUGUUCAACUAUAGUUUUGAUUACAAUCA